UGAAUGUUCUUGAUAUGCGGAUCCUCUGUCUUAUUGUUAUCCUCUUACGCUUUGGAUCAUCUGAAGAUACAGCCGAUAAUGCGGAAGGCAGGGCAACUGGAAGUUGGUGGGAUGCAUUACCCCGACUUGUGACCGACAUUGUGAACACGAAAGUGAACAUUCUCACAGCUGCUCCACUAGAACUUAUUGCCAACGCAAUUGAUACUGUGUGUUCCUCCACCCUGUUUAUGGGCAGAGUGCCUCCGAAAAUCACUCCGGACAUACAGAAAAUGCAUUUUCAGUAUAUGACUCCAUGCCAGAACUACAGUGUGCCUCUACUGGAGGCAUCGAAGCUGUGGAAGCACUCAAGGUUUAGCAAGGGACGCAAGGUGGUGAUCCUGGCCACUGGAUGGACCAACACUGUGAACGAAUCCUCAGCCAUUUCGAUGAUCUCCAAGGCAUUCAUGUGUCGUGGCGAUGUGAAUUUUGUGAUUGUGGAUGCCGCUGACUACGUGGACACCUUGUACUCCUGGUCGGCUCUCAAUACAGAUUUAAUUGGCGAGCACAUUGGUGUGGGAUUGACACAUCUCAUAGAGUUGACUCCCCUGCGAAAUAUCCAUUUGAUUGGACAUUCCCUGGGAGCUCACAUCAUGGGCACUGCUGGUCGAACAUUUAAGCGGCUGACCGGAAAGCUGAUCCCCAGGAUAACCGGCCUGGAUCCGGCCAAACCCUGUUUCAGGCGGGAGAACAUCCUGCCGGGAUUGACGCAGGGCGAUGCCAAGCUGGUGGACAUCAUCCACACCAACAUUGGCAUUUUGGCCAAGCGAGGUCCCCUGGGGGACGUGGAUUUCUAUCCGGGUGGGGCACAUCCCAUCCAGCCGGGCUGCCUGACCAUCGGCUGCUCUCAUACACGAGCGGUGGAGUAUUUUGCGGAGAGUGCGUAUCCCCAGCAGAAGAAGAACUUCAUGGGCAGAAAGUGCGCUUCGUGGGACAAGUUAAGAAGACGGGAUUGCUCUGAGGGAAUCGUUUCCCCGAUGGGCUAUCAAAUCAAUCCCCAAGCUAGGGGCAUGUACUAUGUGGAUGUAAAUGGCUGGCCUCCUUACGGUCGCAAUGCGCAGAAGUCUAUUGACCCAAGCUUACGGACUUGCUAUCUUUGCCAGACGUAAAGUUAACAAAUCCCGAGAAAUAGCAAAUUUAACAUUUUCCUAAACCUUUACACUGAAUAAAGAAUAUCUCAUUAUAUUUUUAUAAA
Messenger RNA from Drosophila elegans, 1231 nucleotides. Its product is annotated as vitellogenin-1. Lineage: Eukaryota; Metazoa; Arthropoda; Insecta; Diptera; Drosophilidae. The record is from RefSeq and is a predicted model, not a curated record. Bases 15 to 1145 code for a protein of 376 amino acids. The transcript is spliced from 4 exons. Gene Ontology annotation, molecular function: lipase activity.